CGUGUGCGUCUGAGUCCUCUGACACUGGUGGAGUUUCACUUGGUUCUUAUUUCCUAAUAAGGCUGACUGUUGCAUAGUUUGAUGCUGUGGGAGUCAUUUUCUCUUCUGGGCGGACAUCUAUGUUUUGGAGUUUUUGGAGUGUGCGCAGUUUCACUGACUGCAUGAACUUGUGGACAGUUUGGAGCUCUUUGCCAAGAAAAGGAAGCCAUUAGGAUGAGCACCGAGGCACAUUCACUUUUGGGACUGCAGAAACCCUCUAUGAAUUUUGUCAGCGACUUCGACUUGAUGAAGUUUGGCGUCAAAAAGGAGACGAUGCAGGCAAUCGAACGAUCCCUAAUCGGGCCAUGCAGCCAGCUCCACAGACCGGACUCUGUGUCCUCCAGCCCUGGCAGCACACCGAGCAACUCUGUGCCCUCGUCACCAAACCUCCCACCAAACGAGCUACGAAAUAACCCAGAGGGUGACCCGUUUUGGAUACCCAAUAACGGCGCUUUCCCUCACCCGAUGUACCCCCAAGCUUUUGGGCUGACACCUGAGGACGCAGUGGAGGCCCUCAUCGGGGCGACAGCGCAGCAGGGUCAUCCCCCGGCGCCUCAUAGCCACCACCAGCCACCUUUCCAAGUUGAGUACGAUGGCUACAACCAGCUCAGCGAGACUGCGCAUCACUACUCAGAGCUCUCUGCUGCCCCAGAGAUGCUCCCUAGUACCCACUGCCAAGACCCCUAUCUCAAGAAUGACAUGGGGUGUGCAUCUCCUGAGUCCCUGGACGGGCAGCAUGAGGGCAGUGGUGCAAACCACCAUCAUCACCACCACCACCUCCAAGGGCAGCACAGGCGAUCCAAUGCCGACAUGAACUUUUCAGAUGACCAGCUGGUGUCCAUGUCGGUCAGGGAGCUCAAUCGGCUCCUCAGGGGCCUUGGCAAAGACGAAGUGAUGCGUCUCAAGCAAAAGCGUCGGACCCUAAAAAACCGAGGCUACGCGCAGUCGUGCCGCUACAAGCGUGUCCAGCAGAAGCACAUCCUUGAGCACGAAAAGACCAGCCUGGUGUCCCAGGUCGAGCAGCUUAAACAUGAACUGAACAGACUUGUCCGGGAGAGGGAUGCAUACAAACUUAAAUGUGAGAAACUGUCUGGUGCAAACUGUUACCAUGAAACUGGGUCAACCAGUGACAACCCUUCUUCGCCAGAGUAUUUAAUGUGAAAUAUGAUGAUUUUCUGAGAGAACUGAUUUUUAUCAAUAACCAGCAGUCAAUUUCGCUCUUAAACAAUCAGUCCCAUGGAUGGAUUAUCCACAUUUAAGUCAUGUGAAACUCAAAUAUCUCAAAUAAACUAAGAGAUAGAAAGACUCUGCAGGCCCUGAUUUAAGAAAAAGCCUAAUGAAGCAUGCAUGCAGGACAUGUGUGAGAGACUUAUAGAGACACUUCUAUCUUAAAUCACAUACUCAAAAUCAUCCCUCUGCAAAUCAUUCUUACUCCUCUUUUUUCAUUUGAAUUAAUUUUGAUGAUUUUGCGUUUAUUUUUUGUUACCGGUUUAUGUUCCUGCUUCCUUAAAACAUUGACGAGAACGAUGAUGCCAAUUUUAUUAUCAAUAUUGAGCUGAGCUGAGAGUCUGCUGGACAGAUGUCUUAUACUUGCCUGUCUUUUUUAAGAAAACGAACAAUUAUGCAAAUUGUUGUUUUUGUGUUUUACAUCAACUAUGGAUCAAUAAACCCUAUGUGACUUUUUAAACAA
Messenger RNA from Entelurus aequoreus (snake pipefish), 1729 nucleotides. It is a transcript of the gene mafbb, whose product is annotated as v-maf avian musculoaponeurotic fibrosarcoma oncogene homolog Bb. Gene Ontology annotation, cellular component: nucleus. The record is from RefSeq and is a predicted model, not a curated record. Gene Ontology annotation, molecular function: RNA polymerase II cis-regulatory region sequence-specific DNA binding; DNA-binding transcription factor activity, RNA polymerase II-specific. The transcript has a single exon. Bases 214 to 1200 code for a protein of 328 amino acids. Gene Ontology annotation, biological process: regulation of transcription by RNA polymerase II. Lineage: Eukaryota; Metazoa; Chordata; Actinopteri; Syngnathiformes; Syngnathidae.